UAAAUAGUUGUCACCACUCUUAACUCUAUGGAUCUAUGUUUUGUAAAAUUCUCUGAGAGAAAAACCAUCAUUAAUAAAAUCUUCCAUAUAUUCUCUUUUACUCUUUGUUUUGAUCUUGUUGUUUCCUAAUCAAUAUUUUUGAUCCUAAUAAGUUGAAGAUUUCAGGCGAAGGAAUUGACUCAAGAUUGGGGCUGUUUCGGUUCAGGUGUAUCUUGGUUGUAUCCGGAGCAUAAUUUUAUAUGCAGAAACUUGUGGUGGUUUCAGGUCAAGUUUGCAGCUGAAAAUCAGCAGCUUAGGUGAUGUUUCUGCCAAGAGUCAGGUGGUCUGUGUCCGAAAGAUUGAGAGAUGGUUUGGGGAAGUUGAGACUCACAGGGUUCUAAUGAAGAACUGGAGCUGUUGCUGUUCAUUUUGUGAGCUGUGUUCAAAGGAUUAGUCUGCCAAGGUUGAUGGCAGUUUAAGACAGCCAUCACAGGAGAUUUAUUGCCAUUGUUAUCAAGGGUCUGAGUGGUCAUGUUUGGGGAACUCUGAUGUGAUUUAGAAGCUGAGAUGAGACGGUCUAUGGAGUUUGUUUACAAGUCUACGGCUGAUAAGGCAUUUGAUUUGGAAUUGGCAAGCAGUGUGGCUCAGGUGUAUGGAGUUUGUUUCGAGUGUUGGACGGUAUAACUGAACCGCUGUUGCUAGUUGGCCAUUGGUUCACGGCAGAGAUGAGUUGGCUUGAGUGUGUUGGCGGUAACGAGCUUGUCUUCAGGCCAAUAGAAAAAAAAAAAAAGCUUGUCUUCAAGCCAAUAAAACAGCUAUGAGGAGCUACGCCGUUGAUUAAUCUUUGGAGUUGGUAUUAUAUAAGCGUGAAGAAAAAGCAGAAUUCAGAUUUCUUACACCACCAGUUCUCGCAUACUUCCAGCAGCAAACUUGUUGUUGCUUGGGUUUAAUCUCAACUUUUGGUUCUUUUAAACAAUCUUUAAGCCAUAUUUGAUUGUUAAGAACUGAUUGACGGAAUGAAUUAACAGAUUUUUUCUCUGCGAUUUUUUUAGGGUUUUAGAAAAAAAAUUCACGGUUUCCUUCUACUUUUCUCCGAUAUUGAUCACAUCCUUUGGGUGAUUCAAGAUGAGGGAAUCAUCUGAUUCCAAUCGUAAGAAGGUUCCAACAUUUGCGGAGAUCCUUGCUCGUGAAAAAAAAUCAAAAGAUUUCUCUUCCCCAAACCCCUCCACUUCUCGGAUAACCCUAAUUCCUCCGCAAACCGCAACUCCUCUACAUCUCAGACAAAAGACAAAUUAAUCAAAAACCCUAACUCCUCGUCCACAAACCCCAUAGCCUCCACUUCUCAAGAUGAAAAAAUCUUAACCAUAGGCAAAAGAAUGAUAUGAUAUUCUCAUUAUUUCUAGUUUCUUAGAUGGUGUGAGGGAAUGGUGGAAGGUUUCUCUUUCUCUUUCUGAUAACAAUCUUUUGAUCAAAAAAAUCCCAGGAUUUGAAGACAUAAACAAAUCAAAUAUAUCAACUGUGUAUGUGAAGAAGGGAAUUCUGUAUUGUUUAGGAGGGAGAAAGAAAAAUGGAAGUUCGUGUGAUGAGAUUGUGUACUGGGUAGAAGUGGUGGGGAGUCUCUGCCCAAAAAGCUCAGUGGUCCUAGAUCAAGACAUGUUUCCCUCAGCACCUCUAAUUACAGCAACAUUUGUGUUUUGGGUGGUGGGGGUCCUAAUUUUGGGGAGAUUAUCAAUGUCAAUGAAGACUUCAAAUCUGAAGGUAAUAUAAAUCAGAGUUGUGUAAAUCAAAUUAAAUCAUUUGUUUUCCAUUCAACGAAGAAUAUUAUAUAUGUAUGGUCUACCAUGACUAGUUGCAAUCAAGAAUUGCAUGUUCAACAAAGAAGGUGGGAACCCCUUCAUAAAUACUUAAAUGCCUUGGAACCCAUCAGCUUCCAAUCAAUAAUUCUUCCAACAGGUUUAUUAAUCGUUGUUUUGGGUGAAUCAGUUAAGUCCAAUUGCAGAUUGAGAACCACCCCAAAGAACAAAGUUUAUAUAAACAGGGCGGGGGCUGAGAUAAUAAGUGUUGUUUAUGUAUGUAAUCAAAACAAGGUCAACUGUUACAUGUAUAAAGUGGAUGCAAAAAAUAGGAUGUAUUACUCUUACCGAUAUUCCCGGGGUUGCUUUUGAUAUCCUCCCCUCACCGUAGAUUCUCGAGAAUCUCGGCACCGACACUCAGACAUCUCUCGGAAAAGGGGGACAAGGGCAUUAUAACAUACAUUACUGGAAAUUGAAUUCACUCCAAAGGAUCUUAAAAAGAAUAGCUACUACAUGAAACCGAGGGGGGACGCAGAAUAUUUGAGCAACCAUGUAGCACUUUUUAAUAUGAAUCAAUGUCCACACGCUGUUGAAGGAAAUCUUUUGAAAUGUUUAAUUCCAAGUGAUGGUGUACAUCGUCACUGUGUAGAUGAAGGGUACGAAUUUUCUUUUGAAGAUUUAAUCAUAUCAAAGGGUAGGGAUACUUUGUGGGUUCCAUUUCGAUGUGGUGGCCCCAAACCAGUAGACUUGUAUGAUAUGGGUCCUCUACUUACUGAUAUUGUGAAACAAGUACUUGUAAAGCUUGUAGGUUUUGCACGAGAUGGUCGUGACAUUGAAGAAAUAACUUCGCAGAAUGUCGUAUUUAUGGGAAGCAUUAAGGACCCAGGAAACCCCAAACUUGUCGACUGUCAAAUUUUAGGGUCAAAUAAUGGCACUGGAUUCCGGUCGUUGGCCGAUCUAAUUAUGCACUGUAAACCUUCUAAUUUGAGGGAGGAGCUUUUGAGUCCAAGCGUACGGUCUUUUCUUAGGUGCCUGCGAAAUGAAACUGGUGUUGAUUCUUGGAUCGGAGAGAAGAUGAAAGCUGGGGAAUCGGUUGAAUUACUAUACCACCCCGUGUUUCUUGAUUAUAAAGAGUUACAGAAUGCGCGACGGUCUAAGAGGCAAAGGUCAGUAUCACAAGAUGGAAGUCCCACUUGAAGAGUUAUCACCUGUUGAUUUUUCUGGCGACUGGCUAAAUUUGUUCAAGGGAAACAUCAGCAAAUUUGUCACAGAUCAAGUGGAAAAGGUUAUCAAGGAAAAAGGGUAUGGAUACCCAAAUUGUGUAACUGUUCAGGGCUAUGUAACAUGUACUAGAGACCUUACCGAACAUAUUAAGCAAGAUCUGAUAUAAAGACUCCAGAUUAUUUGGGAAAGCUGGUCAAGCAGAUUUCUCCGGGUCUUUUCCCAGCACAUUUUGAGAGACAUGGUGGCCUUCGAAAGAAAAAAAAGGGUGGCCUGCACCUGGUUUGAGUUCCUCGUGAUGUACCUGCCUGGACUUUCAUCUUAAACCACAGGUAUUCUGCUCAUUCAAGUCAAAUGUGCUCCGUCUUAGCUUUAUAGUAGCAAUAUCAAUCUUUUUGUGUUAUCAUAAUGUCUAUGUAGUUCAAGGGGUCCGUUACAUUUUCCUACGAGUUAUAACUCGAAGCACUAGUUAUUGUUUCAAAGACUCCGUUCAUACUAUCUGAUAUCUUAACCCCAUUAGAAACCUGCAGUGUAGCCUGCCUUAGAUAUUGUGUUUGUGUGCACUUGGUUUUAAAUAUGAGAAUUUUAUCUGUGUUUGAACCAUAUGGAGAUCCAAAACCCUGACAUGAUUGUUCGUAU
This is a messenger RNA of Papaver somniferum (opium poppy), 3632 nucleotides long. RefSeq lists its product as uncharacterized. The coding region runs from base 2286 to 2969 and encodes 227 amino acids. The transcript has 6 exons. The record is from RefSeq and is a predicted model, not a curated record. Lineage: Eukaryota; Viridiplantae; Streptophyta; Magnoliopsida; Ranunculales; Papaveraceae.